Musa acuminata subsp. malaccensis (wild Malaysian banana) is the source of this 916-nucleotide messenger RNA. Its product is annotated as peptidyl-prolyl cis-trans isomerase CYP20-1. Gene Ontology annotation, molecular function: peptidyl-prolyl cis-trans isomerase activity. NCBI's taxonomy places the organism in Eukaryota, Viridiplantae, Streptophyta, Magnoliopsida, Zingiberales, Musaceae. The record is from RefSeq and is a predicted model, not a curated record. Gene Ontology annotation, cellular component: intracellular membrane-bounded organelle. Gene Ontology annotation, biological process: protein peptidyl-prolyl isomerization; protein folding.
GCUAUAUUUGCUUGAGGCCGACCAGUUCUGACAUCGCCGACGUGAGAGAGAUGGCGACGAUGGCUUCGAAGCAGCGGUCGGCGGCAGCGACGUGGCUGCGGUGGUUCAUCCUCUUCAUCGGCGCCGUCGUCGUCGUGCAGGUUCUUAUAUAUGCUAAAGCAUCUAAAGAUAGCCUAAAGGAAGUAACACACAAGGUCUACUUCGAUGUCGAGAUUGGUGGAAAACCCGCUGGUCGCAUUGUUAUGGGUCUUUUCGGGAAAGCUGUGCCUAAGACAGCUGAAAACUUUCGAGCUCUAUGCACAGGUGAGAAAGGUAUAGGCAAAAGCGGGAAAACUCUUCACUACAAGGGGAGUGCAUUUCACAGAAUCAUACCCAGCUUUAUGAUUCAAGGAGGUGACUUUACACUUGGAGAUGGGAGGGGUGGAGAAUCAAUCUAUGGAUCAAAAUUUGCUGAUGAGAACUUCAAGCUCAAGCACACAGGACCAGGACUUCUGUCGAUGGCAAAUGCUGGCCCUGAUACCAAUGGAUCUCAGUUUUUCAUCACCACUGUAACAACUAGCUGGUUGGACGGUAAGCAUGUCGUCUUUGGGAAAGUCCUAUCCGGCAUGGAUGUGGUGUACAAGAUCGAAGCAGAAGGGAGGCAGAACGGUUCACCGAAAAGCAAAGUUGUAAUCGCCGACAGCGGUGAACUGCCUCUGUGACACAACUUCGCUCUUCCGCUAAUAUCCCUAUCUACUUGGCGUGCAGCUUCUGAUUGAUAAGUCUGUUAUUGUUCCCGACAUUCUGCUUGGACAUUACUAGAAUUGAUUAUUACAAUGUGCUAAGUUGUGGUUUUCUACAAUUUUCAUUUUGACUGAUCUACUGAAUCAUAUGUCGCCGUCAAAUCAAUGUGAAUCUUUUGAUUUUCAUUUAGGUC